Molecule: messenger RNA, 630 nt
Organism: Trypanosoma grayi
Lineage: Eukaryota; Euglenozoa; Kinetoplastea; Trypanosomatida; Trypanosomatidae
Exons: 1
Coding region: 1-630 (209 amino acids)
Source: RefSeq, a predicted model, not a curated record
AUGCCAGAGACCCCGACGGCUGCUACGAGUGGCGGCGACGCUGGUGGUGGGAAGAGCGCAUCGCUGCUGCUCNUGGACAAGAUGCCAGAGACCCCGACGGCUGCUACGAGUGGCGGCGACGCUGGUGGUGGGAAGAGCGCAUCGCUGCUGCUCAAGGAGCAGGAGCAGUUCGUCUUUGACUUCGGGGGCGCCGCCGCGGCGCAGGACGGCAGCCGCGCCUCCUCCGCCGCUUCGCAGGAACGCAACAGCGCCAAUGACGACGAGGACGGGAGGGAGCGCCACAAUGACGCGGAUGCGGCUGCGCGAGUGCAGGGAAGGCCCGCCGUGCCUCCGCUAACUGCCACAGAGGUGCAGCAGAGCUUUACCACCGCUUUAGACGCUGGUGACAAGGUCUUCGUGAAGCUGCCGCUCGACGUGGCAGUGGAGCAGUUCCAGUUAGGCCUUCGGCGCUAUGAGGAGGCGUUGUGCCGACAGGCGAAGCAGAAGAAGUUGAAGCAGAAUCCAAAUCCAAAACAUAAGCAGCAGCCACAACAGCCGCCACGUGGGCCAGCGACGAAGCAGCGGGAUGAGCAACGCCCGGAAAGGCAGCAGCAUAGCAGCAACGUGGGAAAAAAGCGCAAGCGGUCCUGA